CAGUCCUCCCACGGGAAUGACCAUGGAUAAAAGUGAGCUGGUACAGAAAGCCAAACUCGCCGAGCAGGUGGAGCGCUACGAUGACAUGGCUGCGGCCGUGAAGGCAAUCAUGAAGCAGGGGCACGAGCUCUCCAAUGAGGAGAGAAAACUGCUGUCUGUUGUCUACAAGAACAUGGUCAGUGCCCGCCGUUCUUCCUGGUGUGUCAUCUCCAGCAUCAAACAGAAAACAGAGAGGAACGAGACGCAGCAGCAGAUGGGCAAAGAGUACCGUGAGAAGAUCAAGGCAGAGCUGCAGGACAUCUGCAACGAUGUUCUGGAGCUGUUGGACAAAUACCUUAUUCCCAAUGCUACACAACCAGAAAGUAAGGUGUUCUACUUGAAAAUGAAAGGCGAUUAUUUUAGAUAUCUUCCUGAGGUGGCAUCUAGAGACAAUAAACAAACCACUGUGUCAAACUCCCAGCAGGCUUACCAGGAAGCAUUUGAAAUUAGUAAGAAAGAAAUGCAGCCUACACACCCAAUUCAACUGGGCUUGGCAUUUAAUUUCUCCGUCUUUUACUAUGAGAUUCUAAACUCUCCUGAAAAGGCUUGCAGCCUGGCAAAAACGGCAUUUGAUGAAGCGAUUGCUGAAUUGGACACACUGAACGAAGAGUCUUACAAAAACAGCAUCCUGAUCAUGCAGUUGCUUAGGGACAAUCUCACUCUGUGGACGUCAGAAAACCAGGGAGAUGAAGGAGAUGCUGGGGAGGGAGAGAACUAAUGUCUG
Eubalaena glacialis (North Atlantic right whale) is the source of this 763-nucleotide messenger RNA. Its product is annotated as 14-3-3 protein beta/alpha-like. NCBI's taxonomy places the organism in Eukaryota, Metazoa, Chordata, Mammalia, Artiodactyla, Balaenidae. Gene Ontology annotation, cellular component: cytoplasm. The coding region runs from base 17 to 757 and encodes 246 amino acids. The record is from RefSeq and is a predicted model, not a curated record. Gene Ontology annotation, biological process: signal transduction. The transcript has a single exon.